AUGUCGCAUGUUGACUUACACUCUGUGAACCUUUUGGCUCUUGUGGGAGAGUGGAAGGUGUCAUCUCACCACCAUCAUACCGUCAACUCCCCCACCAUCAUACCGUCAACUCCCCCACCAUCAUACCGUCAACUCCUCCACCAUCAUACCGUCAACUCCCCCACCAUCAUACCGUCAACUCCCCCACCAUCAUACCGUCAACUCCCCCACCAUCAUACCGUCAACUCCCCCACCAUCAUACCGUCAACUCCCCCACCAUCAUACCGUCAACUCCCCCACCAUCAUACCGUCAACUCCCCCACCAUCAUACCGUCAACUCCCCCACCCAUCAUACCAUCAACUCUCUCCCACCAUCAUACCGUCAACUCCCCCACCAUCAUACCGUCAACUCCCCCACCAUCAUACCGUCAACUCCCCCACCAUCAUACCGUCAACUCCCCCACCAUCAUACCAUCAACUCCCCCACCAUCAUACCGUCAACUCCCCCACCAUCAUACCGUCAACUCCCCCACCAUCAUACCAUCAACUCCCCCACCAUCAUACCGUCAACUCCCCACCAUCAUACCGUCAACUCCCCCACCAUCAUACCGUCAACUCCCCCACCAUCAUACCGUCAACUCCCCCACCAUCAUACCGUCAACUCCCCCACCAUCAUACCGUCAACUCCCCCACCAUCAUACCAUCAACUCCCCCACCAUCAUACCGUCAACUCCCCCACCAUCAUACCAUCAACUCCCCCACCAUCAUACCGUCAACUCCCCCACCAUCAUACCGUCAACUCCCCCACCAUCAUACCAUCAACUCCCCCACCAUCAUACCGUCAACUCCCCACCAUCAUACCAUCAACUCCCCCACCAUCAUACCAUCAACUCCCCCACCAUCAUACCGUCAACUCCCCCACCAUCAUACCGUCAACUCCCCCACCAUCAUACCGUCAACUCCCCCACCAUCAUACCGUCAACUCCCCCACCAUCAUACCGUCAACUCCCCCACCAUCAUAUCGUCAACUCCCCACCAUCAUACCGUCAACUUCCCCACCAUCAUACCGUCAACUCUCCCACCAUCAUACCAUCAACUCCCCCACCAUCAUACCGUCAACUCCCCCACCAUCAAACCGUCAACUCCCCACCAUCAUACCGUCAACUCCCCACCAUCAUACCGUCAACUCCCCACCAUCAUACCGUCAACUCCCCACCAUCAUACCGUCAACUCCCCACCAUCAUACCGUCAACUCCCCACCAUCAUACCGUCAACUCCCCCACCAUCAUACCAUCAACUCCCCCACCAUCAUACCGUCAACUCCCCACCAUCAUACCAUCAACUCCCCCACCAUCAUACCGUCAACUCCCCCACCAUCAUACCGUCAACUCCCCCACCAUCAUACCGUCAACUCCCCACCAUCAUACCGUCAACUCCCCCACCAUCAUACCGUCAACUCCCCCACCAUCAUACCGUCAACUCCCCCACCAUCAUACCGUCAACUCCCCCACCAUCAUACCGUCAACUCCCCCACCAUCAUACCGUCAACUCCCCCACCAUCAUACCGUCAACUCCCCCACCAUCAUACCGUCAACUCCCCCACCAUCAUACCGUCAACUCCCCCACCAUCAUACCGUCAACUCCCCCACCAUCAUACCGUCAACUCCCCCACCAUCAUACCGUCAACUCCCCCACCAUCAUACCAUCAACUCCCCCACAAUAAAAAAUUACUACAAGAACUCUUAG
This is a messenger RNA of Procambarus clarkii (red swamp crayfish), 1725 nucleotides long. Lineage: Eukaryota; Metazoa; Arthropoda; Malacostraca; Decapoda; Cambaridae. The record is from RefSeq and is a predicted model, not a curated record.